Molecule: messenger RNA, 5271 nt
Organism: Oryza brachyantha (malo sina)
Lineage: Eukaryota; Viridiplantae; Streptophyta; Magnoliopsida; Poales; Poaceae
Product: endoribonuclease Dicer homolog 4
Exons: 25
Coding region: 45-4946 (1633 amino acids)
Biological process (GO): siRNA processing
Cellular component (GO): nucleus; cytoplasm
Molecular function (GO): ATP binding; RNA binding; protein binding
Source: RefSeq, a predicted model, not a curated record
AGAGAGGGAGGGAGGGAGGGAGGCCGAAGCUUCCGGUGCAAGCCAUGGGCGACGACGCCGCCCCGGCCGCGGCGGCGGCGGGGCCGACCACGGCGGGGGAGCCGAAGGAUCCGAGGACGAUCGCGCGCAAGUAUCAGUUGGAUCUCUGCAAGAGGGCUGUGGAGGAAAACAUCAUAGUGUACCUUGGAACAGGAUGUGGUAAGACACACAUUGCCGUGCUGCUGAUAUACGAGCUUGGUCACCUCAUCCGCAAGCCAAGCCGUGAGGUCUGCAUCUUCCUCGCCCCAACUAUCCCCCUUGUACGCCAGCAAGCUAUGGUGAUUGCAAGUUCCACUGAUUUCAAAGUUCAACAUUAUUAUGGGAAUGGUAAAAGCUCGAGAGAUCAUCAGGAAUGGGAGAAUGACAUGAGAAAGUAUGAGGUCCUUGUAAUGACCCCUCAAAUCUUAUUGCAUAGUUUGCGUCAUUGUUUCAUCAAGAUGAACUCUAUUGCACUUUUGAUAUUUGAUGAGUGCCAUCACGCACAAGCUCAAAAACGACAUCCAUAUGCACAAAUCAUGAAGGAAUUCUACAAUAGUAAUAGUGUUGAGAGAUUACCUCGGGUUUUUGGCAUGACUGCUUCACCAAUUAUUGGGAAAGGUGGGUCUAAUAAACUUAAUUACACGAAAUGUAUAAACAGUCUUGAGGAAUUACUUCACGCAAAGGUUUGUUCAGUUGAUAAUGAAGAACUUGAAAGUGUGGUUGCGUCUCCUGCUAUGGAGGUGUACUUUUAUGGCCCAGUUAAUCACUCUAAUCUUACUGUAGCAUACAGCAAAGAGCUUGAUAGCUUAAAGCUUCAGAGCGAGCGCAUGCUGAGAGAUAGCCUAUGCGAUUUCAAGGAUUCUCAAAAGAAACUGAAGUCCUUAUGGAGGUUGCAUGAAAAUCUUAUUUUUAGUUUGCAAGAACUUGGUUCUUUUGGAGCUCUGCAAGCUGCAAGGACCUUGCUGUCCUUUGAUGGUGAUAAGCUAGACAAAAGGGAGGUUGAUCUUAACGGCAAUUCUUCCAGCUUUGCACAUUACUACCUGAGCGGAGCAACUUCUAUUCUUAGUCGCAGUAUAACGGAUGGUUCCCAUGCUGGUUCAUUUGACAUAGAGACAUUUGAAGAACCUUUCUUCUCAGAUAAAUUUUCUGUUCUUAUUAAUGUUCUUUCAAGAUACAGGUUACAGGAAAACAUGAAAUGCAUUGUUUUUGUGAAAAGAAUAACUGUUGCAAGAGCAAUAUCAAACAUUCUCCAAAGCUUGAAGUGUCUUGAUUUUUGGAAAUGCGAGUUCCUUGUGGGUUGCCACUCAGGAUUGAAGAAUAUGUCAAGGAAUAAGAUGGAUGCUAUUGUUGAAAGGUUUUCUUCUGGCGAGGUGAAUCUUUUGGUUGCUACGAGCGUAGGUGAAGAGGGACUUGAUAUCCAGACGUGUUGCCUUGUUGUGCGGUUUGAUCUUCCAGAAACAGUUGCUAGUUUUAUCCAGUCAAGGGGGCGUGCCCGGAUGACUAAAUCUAAAUACGUUGUUCUCCUAGAGAGGGGAAAUCAGUCUCACGAGAAGUUGCUUAAUGGUUAUAUUGAUGGUGAAUGCAUUAUGAAUGAAGAGAUUGACUCAAGAACUUCAAAUGAUAUAUUUGAUUGCCUCGCAGAGAACAUUUAUCGAGUGGAUAGCACUGGUGCCUCCAUUAGCACUGCUUGUAGUGUAUCUCUACUGCAUCGCUACUGCGACAACCUUCCUAGGGAUAUGUUUUUUACACCUUCCCCAGCGUUCUUCUACAUUGAUGGCAUUGACGGAAUAAUCUGCAGACUAAUACUUCCACCAAAUGCUUCUUUCCGUCAAGUGGAUGGUCAACCAUGUCUAUCAAAAGAUGAAGCUAAGAGAGAUGCAUGCUUGAAGGCAUGCAUAAAACUUCAUAAACUGGGUGCUUUGACAGAUUUUCUUCUACCAGGUCCAGGUUCAAGAAAGAAUAAAGUAUCAACAACAAAUAAUUCAUCAAACAACAAAGUUGAAGAUGAAAGUCUAAGAGAAGAGCUUCAUCAGAUGUUAAUUCCUGCAGUUCUCAAACCUUCAAGAUUGAAGCUAGACUGUUUAUUGAGCUUGCACUUCUACUAUGUUAAAUUUAUUCCCAUACCAGAAGAUAGGCGCUACCAGAUGUUUGGCCUCUUUGUGAUCAACCCCCUUCCUGUGGAAGCUGAAACAUUACAAGUUGACUUGCAUCUUGCUCGUGGCAGGAUUGUGAAAGCAGGAAUUAAGCAUUUGGGGAAAAUAGCGUUUGAGAAAGAAAAGAUGAUGCUUGCACAGAAGUUUCAAGAGAUGUUUCUGAAGAUUCUCCUGGACAGAUCUGAGUUCACUUCAUCCCAUGUUAUAUUGGGCAAUGAUGUUACAUUAGAAAUUAAUUCAACAUUUUACUUGCUGCUUCCCAUCAAGCAGAAAUGUUAUGGCGAUAAAUUUAUGAUUGACUGGCCAGCAGUUGAGCGCUGUUUAUCAUCACCAAUCUUUAAAGCCCCUAAAGAUGUGUCUGUCCAUGACUCAUAUUCACCAAAUAAGUCUCUGAGACUUCUUGAUGGAAUCUGUAGUAAAACUGAUGUGGUUGGCAGUGUAGUAUUUAGUCCCCACAACAACAUCUUUUUCUUUGUUGAUGCCAUUCUGGAUGAAAUAAAUGCUAGAAGCGAGUACAAGGACGCAACUUAUGCAGAACACUUCAAGGAAAGGUUUGGUAUUGAACUAUCCCAGCCUGAACAGCCACUUUUGAAGGCUAAACAGCUCUUCAACCUGCGAAAUUUGCUUCACAAUCGGUUACAGGAGACCACAGAAUCGGAGGGUCGUGAAUUAACAGAACACUUCGUGGAGUUACCUCCAGAAUUAUGUUCCUUGAAGGUUAUUGGGUUUUCAAAAGAUAUGGGCAGUUCCCUGUCCUUACUGCCAUCUUUAAUGUAUCGUUUGGAGAAUUUGCUGGUGGCUAUUGAGUUGAAGGAUGUGAUGUCUUCUUCUUUUCCAGAAGCUUCUAAAAUUAGUGCUUCUGGUAUACUUGAAGCAAUUACUACUGAGAAAUGUUUGGAGAGGAUCUCUUUGGAGCGGUUUGAAGUCCUAGGUGAUGCUUUCUUGAAGUAUGUAGUUGGGCGUCACAAUUUUAUUACAUAUGAAGGACUUGAUGAAGGGCAGUUGACCAGGAGACGUUCUGAUGUAGUGAAUAAUUCAAAUUUAUAUGACUUGUCAAUCAGAAGAAAUUUGCAGGUAUACAUACGGGACCAACAGUUUGAACCAAUUCAGUUCUUUGCACCAGGAAGACCUUGUAAAGUUGUAUGCAAUAGUGACGUGGAAGUGAGUCUACACCAGAUGAAUAUUCACCCUGAUAAUAGAGAAAACUGUAACAUGAGAUGUACAAAGUCGCAUCAUUGGCUGCACAGAAAAGUGAUUGCAGAUGUUGUUGAAUCACUUAUUGGAGUAUUUCUUGUUGAGGGUGGAUUCAAAGCUGCAUUUGCUUUCAUGCAUUGGAUGGGAAUAGAUGCUGAUUUUAAUAGUUCGGCUCUCUACAGAGUGUUAGAUGCAAGCUCCAUCAAUUUAUCUCUUUUGGACUACACUGACAUUGCCGAGCUUGAAGAAUUGAUAGAUUACAAGUUCAAACAUAAGGGUCUCCUUCUCCAAGCAUUCGUACACCCUUCGUUUAGUCAGCAUUCUGGAGGCUGCUACCAGAGACUGGAGUUUCUUGGAGAUGCUGUUUUGGAGUAUGUGAUAACAUCAUACCUCUACUCAACUUAUCCCAAUCUAAAGCCUGGUCAAAUAACAGAUCUAAGAUCAUUAGCUGUUGGUAAUGAUUCACUUGCUUAUGCAUCAGUUCAAAAAUCUAUCCAUAGGCAUCUUAUAAAGGAUUCAAAUCAUCUUACGUCAGCAAUAAGUAGAUUUGAGAAAUAUGUGAAGCUCUCCAAUUCAGAGAAAGACUUGCUUGAAGAACCAGCAUGUCCCAAGGUUCUUGGUGAUAUUGUUGAAUCUUGUAUUGGCGCGGUGCUUUUAGAUUCAGGCUUCAACCUGAACAAUGUUUGGAGAGUAAUGCUUAUGCUUCUAAAGCCAGUAUUGACUUUCUCCAACAUGCAUACUAAUCCAAUGAGAGAACUUAGAGAGCUUUGUCAGUGUAAUGGAUUUGAGUUAGGCCUUCCCAAACCUGUGAAGGCUGAUGGAGAGUUCCAUGUGAGAGUAGAAGUUAACAUCAAGAGCAAAGUGAUCAUUUGUACUGCAGCCAAUCGAAAUUCCAAAGCCGCUAGAAAGUUUGCUGCACAAGAAACACUCUCUAAACUCAAGAGUUAUGGAUAUAAACAUAGAAACAAGUCACUCGAGGAGAUUUUGGUUGUUGCUAGGAAGAGAGAAUCAGAACUCAUAGGGUAUAAUGAAGAUCCAAUCGAUGUUGAGUCUGACAUAUCUGUAAAAAUAAAGAGUCUACAUAUACAUGAAGAGAGGGAUGCAAACAUAUCUUUUGAAAAUACAGAAACAUCUUGUACUGGGAGUUCUAAAAUUCUCAGUCAAAGAAGAGCAGGACAUAUCAGGCCUGACAAUUAUGAUGUUGAUAAUGGAAGGAACAAUCAACCCAAGUUGGCAAUGCAGAGUGGCUGUCUGCCUAGUGAAGCAACAGAGACAAGCAAUAAAAAGGUCUAUCAUGGUGAUAUGGUACACAAGACUGCAAGAUCAUUCCUUUUUGAACUAUGUGCUGCAAAUUAUUGGAAACCUCCUGAAUUCAAGUUAUGUAAAGAGGAAGGCCCAAGCCAUCUUCCAAAGUUCACAUACAAGGUGGUCGUUGAGAUAAAGGGCACUUCGGCGACCCUUUUGGAGUGUCACAGCGAUGCCAAGCAUCAGAAGAAGGCUGCACAAGAGCAUGCGGCACAAGGGGCGGUUUGGUGUCUCAAGCAACUUGGGCACCUACCAAAAGAGGGCGUUCGUGUGUAAGCAAUAUUGUCAUAUUUUGGUGUCACAGGGCGAAGUACAGAGAUUUGUUUGGCGAGCGCUCAAUGUGUCCAAGGGAUGUGUAUAAAUUUCAGUUUCUCGAAUGCCCCUAUGAACGGCCUGAGUUGUAUAGCCUAGUCUGUUCUUUUUCCAUGAGACGCAUAUGGGUAUAUAAUUCUUUAAUGGAUGUAUAUAGUAUCCAUUCAUGUUCCAAUACAUGUUAUUGUGUCCAAUUGCACGCUGGGAAGGUGCAAUCUUAAUAUUUUUUUAUGAACAUGUUUUUCUUUCCGCGAAUACACAAAUCCUGUUUUGUUUCUGCAGUUCUGGU